Molecule: messenger RNA, 1724 nt
Organism: Camellia sinensis
Lineage: Eukaryota; Viridiplantae; Streptophyta; Magnoliopsida; Ericales; Theaceae
Source: RefSeq, a predicted model, not a curated record
AAUUCGUGAUUGUGCUCUGGACUCUUGUACUAAAAAAAGUCUAUUGUGUUCAAUCUUUCACUGAAGAAGAAAGAAGGAGAAGAUGGAGAAAGCUCUGCUCGGUCAUGAAAGCAGUGGCGGUGGUAGUAGUAGUAGUAGAAGAAGAAGUAGAGAUGCAUCAGCUCUGUUCCGUCGAAGGUCAGACGCAAUCACACAUGGUUCUCCAUAUCAGAAGGCCGCUGCACUUGUGGAUCUGGCUGAAGAUGGUGUUGGUCUGCCAGAGCAAAUUCUUGAUCAGUCAAGUUUUGAAACGGCAGCAAAAUUCUACUUCAUAUUUACUCGAUUUGAUAUCCUUUGGUCCCUUAAUUAUUUUGCUUUGAUAGUUCUAAAUUUCCUUGAGAAACCAUUGUGGUGUGAUGAGCAUUCUGCAUUUUCUUGCAAUAAUAGAGAGUACUACUUUCUAGGACAGUUGCCAUACUUAACUGGUGCAGAGUCUCUUGUUUAUGAGGGUGUAACUCUUAUCAUUCUCAUGAUACAUACCUUCUUUCCCAUUUCGUAUGAAGGAUUCAGUAUAUACUGGAAAAGUGCUCUUAAUAUAUUAAAGUGCCUCAGGUUUGGGUGGAACUGGAUACUGCCCAGUUCACAAACUAUGUACCAACAACUGGUACAUUCUGUACGAGAUGGUGGUACGUUUGGUACAAAUGUCAUAUACAUCUUGACAUAAUCAACUAAAGGUGAACGUAACAAUCAUUGUUUGAAAAUGUACCACCAUUUGGAUGAGAUGUACAAGCUAUUGGUGCAUAAUUAUGAACUGGAUGGCAUUUAUAAUCCAUCCUAGCUGUUUUGCUAUUCUCUACUUCUCUGCCUGUCAUAAGUGUUAGAAUAGGAAAUAAGUGAUUAUAUUUUAUUCUUAUUUAUUCCCUUGAUUGGUGUAAUGGGCUGGUCCAUAUAUUAUGCUUUAUGGCACUCUUGUAAUUACUCAGUAUUAUCAAUAUAAAAGGGUAUGAAGUCUAACUCAUUCCCUAAUUCUUUCUCUUCUCUAAACCUACAUGGUAUUAGAGCCACCCAAGGAGAAACUUUGGAUCAACCAAAGAUUACCUUGCUUUCACUGAAGGACUGCCCAGGCCACCCAAACUCUUGGUUAGGACAGGCGGCCCUCACCCAGUGCAGCAGAAGGCCAGUCAGCUCUUACCCAGGCCAGCUGAAGGCUAGUUGGCUCCUACCCAGGCCAACCGAAGGUCCCUCUUGGUUUGUUGGCUCUCACCUAGGGCUGUAGAAGGUUAGUCGGCCCCCCUUGGCUCCUACCCAAGCCAGCCGAAGGUCUUUUUUGGUCUGUCGGCUCUCACCUAGGGUUGUAGAAGGUCAGUCGGCCCCCCUCGGCUCCUACCCAGUCCAGCCGAAGGUCCCUCUUGGUCUGUCAACUCUCACCUAGGGCUGUAGAAGGUCAAUUGGCGCCCCUCGGCUCCUACCCAGGCUAGUCGAAGGUCUCUUUUGGUCUGUCGGCUCUCACCUAAGGCUGUAGAGGUCAGUUGGCCCCCCUUCAGGACAGCCGAAGCCUUCUCUUCCUUUCUCUAGGUCUGUCGGCACCUUCUCUUCCUUUGUAUAGGUUUGUCGGCAGUCGGCCUCUGACUUCUUUGUUUCGUUGGUAUUAGCCUUUGACUUCUUUGUUUCUUUCUUCGUAAAUAAAUACACAUCUCUGUUUCUUUCUUCAUAAAUAAAUAAAAUGCAAUUAAAAAAAAAAAAAA